Somion occarium is the source of this 1146-nucleotide messenger RNA. The record is from the annotation of a GenBank genome assembly. Lineage: Eukaryota; Fungi; Basidiomycota; Agaricomycetes; Polyporales; Cerrenaceae.
AUUCCGAAAUAUAGCGCUACAGCGAGACCAGGAUGACCACUACCUCUGGAUCAUCCGUGCCAACGUUUCCCAAACCUCUCAACCUCCCACUUACUUCCGAACAAAUCGCUCAGAUUAACGACUACCUACGAGAUCGUACACCCGAAGAGAUUCUCUCAUGGGCAGUCGAGCAUAUACCCGCACUGUACCAGACAACAGCCUUUGGUUUGACAGGCUUGGUAGCCAUUGACAUGCUCUUCAAGAUCACGUCGAAUCCUCCACCACUGAUCUUUAUCGACACUUUGUACCACUUUGCCGAAACUUUGGAGUUGGUAGAAGAUGUGAAAAAGAGGUAUGGGCUGGAUGUCCAUGUGUAUAAGCCUGAGGGAUGUGAGAUAGUGGAGGACUUCGAGAAGAAGUACGGAGACAAGCUUUGGGAGCGGGAUGAACAAACAUACGACUACCUCGUUAAGGUCGAACCAGCGCGCAGAGCCUACGAUGAACUAGGCGUAAAAGCCGUCAUAACAGGCAGACGAGCUUCGCAGGGUGGGGAUCGCGCGAAGCUCCAACCUUUGGAAGUUGAUAGCACCGGACUGCUGAAACUCAACCCUUUGUUUGCAUGGACUUUUGACUUUGUUGAUUGGCACAUCAAGUCAAACAACGUACCCCGAAACAAGCUUCUCGAUCAGGGUUAUCGCAGUGUAGGCGAUUGGCACAGCACUGUUAAGAGCAGUGAAGGGGACACGGGUGAAAGAGCAGGUAGGUGGGCUGAGAAGGCGGAGAAGACAGAGUGCGGGUUACACGUGGAUUAUUUUGCUAUGAAGGCGGCUGCGAAGAAGAAACUUGAGGCGGCGCAGGAUCACCAAGUCGGUGCAGAAAGUGGUACACCUACGGCAGAUGUCACGAUAGUUUGAUAUCCAUGCUUCUCUUCUGUGUCUGCCUUGUAGCAAUAUUGCCUCUUUGUGGAGAAUAAUCCCACAGCAUGUAUCGACUAGACCUUUACCUAGAAAUGCUGUGCUUGACCCUAAGUGUAGCUUCGUUUCAACGACCACCUGCAAAAACCUUUCUUCCUAACUGUCCAACUUACAGUAGGGAGCGUUGAUAUCCAUGCCUUAAGCGCACUUCGCUGUAUUUCUCCGAAUCAACUUCUCAUCUCGUCCUUCUCUC